This is a messenger RNA of Anolis sagrei ordinatus, 768 nucleotides long. RefSeq names its product chromosome 3 C21orf140 homolog (gene C3H21orf140). The record is from RefSeq and is a predicted model, not a curated record. Lineage: Eukaryota; Metazoa; Chordata; Lepidosauria; Squamata; Anolidae.
AUGUAUCGUGCUGUAAAUCCUCUUUUAAAGCACAUCAUCCACAGGAGUUCUCUUGAUGCAGUUUCAAGGAAACAGUGUUUGCAAUACUUAAAAGCCCUAAGAAAUCUGCAAUUUAAUGGCUACGACACCAUCUAUUUAGGAGAAACAGAUCUUUCAGAAAGUCUAAUAACAGGUGAAAAGGGUUUUCAUGAGAAUACUCUCAAUUGGCCCAUAUGGACAGUGGUACAUGCUGGGCACAGCCAAGGAUGGGUGCCAUGGAAAUACAGAGUGUUUUUAAGGGAUGACUUAUCCUUAGGGCACCAAGAAGGUGUAUUUCAGGAACUCUGUGACUUUCUCGCCAUCAACUAUGGGAAGUGUGCCAUUGUUGUCAGAGAAAGAAGGCAGUCAAGAGGGAAGACUGAAGAGUCCAGCCAGCAGAUGGAGCUGAGUGACAAUCUAUCACCCCCUUUACCCCCUUUACCUGGUUUACUAAGCAUCAAAUGCUGCCCCGAGAUUGCUAAUGCAACAGGUCAUGAAGUUCUCUCUGUGCCUUUCCCUUUUAGCUAUCUUCACCCAAUGGAAGCUGCCUGGUCUUCAUUGAAAUGGUUUAUUAUCAAUAACAGAAAGGAGUUUUCUCUGACCUCCUUGGAGAGGAGCUACUCAUACCAGUGCAUCCUCUUCAGUGACUUGAUUGGAAAGGGAAUAGAGAAGAUGAGCCCAAACAAGUGGAAGGUGGCUAUUAACAAAGUGCGAAGAUGGGAAAACUACUACUUGGAUAAGUUUUCCUAA